Molecule: messenger RNA, 3285 nt
Organism: Zingiber officinale
Lineage: Eukaryota; Viridiplantae; Streptophyta; Magnoliopsida; Zingiberales; Zingiberaceae
Product: polyribonucleotide nucleotidyltransferase 2, mitochondrial-like
Exons: 16
Coding region: 146-3070 (974 amino acids)
Biological process (GO): mitochondrial RNA 3'-end processing; mitochondrial mRNA catabolic process
Cellular component (GO): cytosol; chloroplast stroma; mitochondrion
Molecular function (GO): RNA binding; polyribonucleotide nucleotidyltransferase activity; 3'-5'-RNA exonuclease activity
Source: RefSeq, a predicted model, not a curated record
CCCGAGAGGCAAGCCAGCUGUUUGACCGCCGUCUUCUGGCCGUUCGCUCGUCUCGAUCCCGCUUAAACCCUAGUUCGCUCAAAACCUUCGCUCGCUCCUCUUCUCAUUGCUCGCUCACACUUCUCGCUUGGCUCUGGCAGCCGCCAUGGCGGCGAUGGCAGCAUUUCUCCGGAGGCCGAAGUCUAUUCCUCUCUUGGCAGCCACGUUGUCUGCUGGCGUCCGUCCUCGGCGCCGCUCUCGCACUGAAUUCCGCUCCCUCUGCAACGCCGUGACUUUGGAUUGCGCUUCCCCUGCUUCGGAGCCGGCGGCGGGACCUUCGCCUGGCCGGAAGGUUCUCGAGAUUUUCAGGGAGGAGUUCGAGGUUGGAUCCCGCACCGUCUCCAUCGAGACCGGCAAGAUCGCGAGGUUUGCGAACGGAGCUGUGGUCAUCGCUAUGGACGAUACUAAUGUUCUCUCCACGGUCGCGUCAGCCAGAGGUGAUGGAGCUCGUGACUUUUUGCCCCUCACGGUUGACUAUCAAGAAAAACAAUAUGCUCAAGGUGUCAUCCCUACAACAUUUAUGCGGAGAGAGGGAGCCCCCAAGGAGCGGGAACUUUUAUGCGGGCGUCUUAUAGAUCGUCCUAUUCGUCCACUAUUUCCUCACGGCUUUUACCAUGAAGUUCAGGUCAUGGCGAAUGUCCUUUCUUCGGAUGGGAAGCAAGAUCCGGAUGUCAUGGCAGCUAAUGCCACAUCUGCUGCUAUUAUGUUAUCUGAUAUCCCUUGGAAUGGCCCAAUUGGGGUUAUUCGUGUGGGGAGGAUUGAUGGGAAAUUUAUUUUUAAUCCAACUAUGGAUGAGCUAAGCCUCAGCGAUCUCAAUUUGGUGUAUGCAUGUACCAAGGAUCGUACUCUAAUGAUUGAUGUUCAAGCACGAGAGAUCACAGAAAACGACCUUCAAGCUGGAUUAAAACUUGCACAUCCAGAGGCUAUCAAAUACAUAGAUCCUCAAAUUAGAUUGGCUGAAAAAGCAGGAAAGAAAAAGAGAGAAUAUAAGCUCUCAAUGAUUUCUGAUAGUGCAUUGGAGAAAAUAAGGAGUAUAGCAGAAGCACCUAUUGAAGCUGUAUUUACAGACUCAUCAUAUGGAAAGUUUGAACGUGGGGAAGCAUUAGACCUGAUCACUCAAACUGUUAAAGCAAAACUCGAAGAAGAUUGUGAUGAGGAUAGCUUAAAAGUUCUUCCAAAAGCCGUUGACAUGGUUAGGAAACAGAUCAUUCGUCGAAGGAUUAUCGAUAAAGGACUUCGAGUAGAUGGCAGAAAACUUGAUGAAGUUAGACCCUUGUAUUGUGAAUCUGGAAUAUACCAUAUGCUACAUGGAUCUUCACUCUUCUCUCGUGGAGAUACUCAAGUCUUGUGCACUGUUACACUUGGGGCUCCUGGAGACGCACAGCGAUUAGACUCAAUAGUUGGGCCACCAACAAAGCGCUUCAUGCUUCAUUACACCUUUCCCCCAUUCUCUAUCAAUGAAGUUGCUAAACGAGGUGGACUGAAUAGGCGGGAAGUUGGACAUGGAACUCUUGCUGAGAAAGCUUUGCUUGCUGUGCUACCUCCAGAGGGUGAUUUUCCAUAUACUGUUCGUGUGAAUUCAGAAGUUAUGGCUUCUGACGGUUCAACAUCAAUGGCCACAGUAUGUGGAGGGAGUAUGGCUUUGAUGGAUGCUGGUAUUCCAGUAAGGGAACAUGUCGCUGGAGUUUCAGUGGGUCUUAUUAGUGAUGUGGAUCCAUCCACUGGAAACAUUACUGAUUAUCGUAUACUGACAGACAUAUUGGGUCUUGAAGAUCACCUUGGGGACAUGGACUUCAAAAUUUCAGGAACUAGGAAAGGGAUUACUGCAAUCCAACUAGAUAUAAAACCUGCUGGAAUACCUCUAGACAUUAUUUGUGAGAGUUUAGAACCUGCAAGAAAGGGCCGGAUUCAAAUUCUUAAUCGCAUGGAAGAGAAAAUAAGUGCACCUCGUACAAUGGGCGAUGGAAGCACACCUAGAUUAGCCACCUUCAAACUUAAUCCUGAAUCUCUUCGGCGAUCUAUUGGUUUUUUGAAUUUUCAAAGAAAGCGGAUUGAACAAGAAACAGGUGCACGUGUUUCUGUGAGUGAUGGGACUGUCACUAUUGUAGCAAAAACUGGAUCUAUUAUGGAAAAAGCUCAAGAAAAGAUCACUUUUCUUAUAGGACGUGAAAUUGAAGUUGGUGGCACGUACAAAGGUGUUGUUUCUUCAAUUAAAGAAUAUGGUGCUUUUAUUGAGUUCAAUGGAGGUCAACAGGGUCUUCUUCACAUUUCUGAGUUGACACAUGAACCAGUAUCAAAAGUUUCUGAUGUUUUAUCUGUUGGACAAGAGUUGUCAGUAAUGUGCAUCGGACAGGAUUUAAGGGGAAACAUGAGACUAUCUUUGAAGGCUACGAGCCCAAAGAAAGGCUCUGUGGAUAACCAUGAUCCUAUAUCAGCAAAACAAUCAGUGAAUGUUUGGGCCUCACCAUCAGAGAAUGUAGCCACCUGCACAGAAAAUCUCGAGUCAACAGACGUUGUACAAGGUGAAAGUAAUGAGAUUCAAUCCAUCACAGAUUCAUCUCCAGCAGUAGUAAUACGGAGUGUUGCAGAAUGUGAAGCUCAGGAAUUUGCUGCGGGUCGAGUUACCCAAACCACUCUUCGAAGGCUUAGCAGAUCUCCUAGGCCUUAUGAUUCAUCUCAAGAUGCUGGGAAGUCAAAUUUGCAGAACAGACAAAGCAAGAAAGAGAAAAAUGUUUCCAAUGGAACCAAAGGUAAGGCUGGUACCAUACAAGGAAGUGUUUCCCACACAGGAGGUGAGAAACCUAAACCCAGCGUACAAGCAGGUUCACUGAAGAUUGGUGAAAAACUGAUAGCAAAGAUUUGUCAGAUCCGUGCACAUGGUUUAGUACUCGAACUAAGUAGUGGAAUUCGGGGAAUGUACAAAUUUGAGGUGAAUGGUAAAAGGGAUUUCGAGUUAGGCAAAGAGCUUCAGGUGAGAUGUUCAAGCUUUUCUAUCAAGGGAAUUCCAGUCUUUGCACUUUUGGAGAAUUGAGUGAUAUUGCUAUUGAAGCCUUUCAUGUUCACUAUCACAAGUCUUCAAGGGAUAAGAUUACCAAAGGGAACAAGGGAACAAGGCUAAUACAUUCCUAUUUAAUUACCGUAUAUAAAGAUGAAUGUAUAAAGCUAAUACAGCCAUGAAUUCUUUGCAAUAUCCACCAGGAAUCACAGGAUAAAAUGAAAUCAUAACUGAAUCAUGUUGUCUUCAAA